AUGAAGAACGAGGCCGAGGCUCCUUUGAGCCUUCCAAGCUGGUUUCCAAAGCUUGAGGGUAAAUCCAACUGGUCUUCUUGGAGGAAAGGCCUCCAAGAAGCUUUCCAAACUGUGGACCCCAUAUCCUGGGACAUACUCAUGAACAAAGCGGGCGACGUCAUCAAGCCAGAGCCUAUCAUUACCACAGAUGGGGAUAGCUGGAGAGAUCAAUCCAUGGAAAGCUCCAUGGGUAGUUCCUUGGACAUUGAUAGCUCUGAUUAUUCGGACUCUGAGGUUGUCGAAGUCCACGACGUUGACCAGGCGCUGUUCUCUCAGCGAGGUCCCCGCGUAUUCUACCGAGGUCCCACCGAAAAUCCACGAAUCCUAAAUAUUCGUGCCCGCGAUCUCCUUGUCUCUGGUCUUGGUGAGGGGCCAUUGUCAGAGAUCCAGCAAGUCACAAAUGCACACGAAGCUUAUAUCAAGCUGGAAAGCCUGUAUGGCAAGACUUCGGCUCAGUCCGUGCACAUUGCAUGGGAGAAGUUCAGCAGAGUUCGUUAUUCUACCAGGGGUCUUACCCCGGCUGCAUUCGUCGAUCGCUUCAAGAAGAGCCUCCAAGAUGUCAAAGACCAAUGUGUGGAAGUCCCUCCAACCGUGGAGCUUGCCCAGUUUCAACAGGCAAUCAAGCCUAAUCCGCACUCGACCACAUUCAUGGCAGAUUUGAAAGUGGACAUCUACGAUCCGAGGCUUAUGGAACUGGUCUACCAAAGUUUUUUGAAGAAUCAAUCGCAAUGA
Molecule: messenger RNA, 771 nt
Organism: Penicillium paradoxum
Lineage: Eukaryota; Fungi; Ascomycota; Eurotiomycetes; Eurotiales; Aspergillaceae
Exons: 1
Coding region: 1-771 (256 amino acids)
Source: RefSeq, a predicted model, not a curated record